UUUAUUAUUAUGCUGCUGCUGGAAGCCAUAGGUCUUCAGUCAAACUGAGGAAUAUUUGCGUAACAUUUACACGGCAAAACAAAGAAGAUAAUGAAGGUUUUUAUUCGCACUGUUUUGCUACUCGUUUUUGUUAGCGCAGUCAUCUCUCGUAGAAAAAGUGUAACCAGCACAAAUAAUUGUGCGUCACGUGAGAUGGAUCUGGCUAUCGUCAUAGAUGGUACCAUCACCAUGGGUUACGAACCUUUUGAAAUACAGCGAGAUUUCAUUAGUAGCAUCUUGUCCAGGAUGGAUUUUGGACCGCGUGCUACGCAGGUGGCGAUAAUUCAAAUCGGUGACAAGCGGAAUACUAAGGUUGAAGUGGAGAUGGGCACGCAUGGCUCGCGGUCUCAAGUUCUUGCUAAAAUCGCCACGAUUUACAAUCAUCAAAGUCGACGAUCACUCACUGGGUUGGCUUUGUACUUGGCUGAGCAACAGUUAUUUGGUGGUGAUGGGGGUGGGAUGGCGCGUCCCGGUGUCAACAAAGUCCUGUUGCUUAUUACCGACGGCAAAGCAGUGGACGAAGCCAAAGCGUAUCAGGUCAUAAAACGUUUGAAGGAUGAAAACGUACGAAUUAUAACAAUAGCGGUUGGAUCGUCUUUUGACUAUAUUAAACGAUUCAGAUACUUUGUAAGAUCACUUGCAAGCGGAUUCAAGCAAGCGUUCAAAGUGGAGAAAGACAAUUUGAGCACAAUUAUAGACAACGUUGCAUUUCAACUUUGUAAUGUUGAAAAAAUACCUGUACCUCCCUUGAAUAAAGCUGAAUUGAAACAAAAGUGUUUUCAAGAAAAGAAAGAUAUUUUUGUUGCUCUGGACGGAUCAAAGGCUGUUAGCAAGAGCAUCUUUGACAAGGCGUUGGAUUUUGUCGCAAAAGUGUGUGCGCAAUUGGACAUUAGUGAAUCACUCGUUCACGUUGGCAUGCUUCAGUAUAGUGACGAAAUAAACACAAGGAUGGAGUUUGGUCUUAAUCAAUAUACAACAUAUUAUCAUGUGAAUCAAUCGUUGCAGAACGUAUUUCAAUCUCAAGGCGACACUGCUGAUUUGAAAAAUGCUUUUAGCAUUAUCGACAAACAGGUUUUCAACGGUAACAACGGUGAUCGUAUGAGCGCUGAGGAUUACUUAUUGCUGUUUUUGAACGGCGGCUUGAAUCAGAAUGAUACUAUCCUAAAAGAAGUUAAAAAAUUGAAGAGAAAAGGUGUUCACGUGAUCAUCAUUGGGUUGACACGUGAAAACGACGACAUUGCAGAAUUUUAUGAAAAAGUUGCUUUGUAUCCAAGCGAUGUGAACUUUAUCGACACUGUAGUAUUGAAACAUGUUGUUGCUGAUCUGACUGCAAUAAGUUGUCGUAAAGUGAACUGUGAAAGUAAAAGGAAACCUGAGAUCAAGAAUGAAGAUAAUGAAGAUGACGAAUCAGUGUGUAAACAAAAUUCCCAGGAUGUCCUGUUUAUGAUAGACACUACAAAAGAAAUGAGUAAAUAUUUCAGGAAAACAUUAAGAUUUUUUUCCAAAAUCGUGAAACGACUUGAUAUCGCUGCAACCCGUACGGAAAUUGGUUUAAUGGCGUUUGGUGAACGGAGAAAUGAUAUAAAAAUACCGAUGGGCUCACUCAAGUUUGAACAAGAUAUAGACUAUAAAAUAUCAAGUACAUCACAAAGUGAACGUUGGCGAUAUUUUGUUGACAUAGCCAGUGCUUUGAAAAAAGUUAACAAACAGAUCUUCAAUACGCCAACUGGCGGUCAUCGUACGUACGCAACAGAUCUAAUAGUGAUAGCAACACGAGGUAAGGUAAAGUAUUCCACCAGAAAGAAGAUAAAAGAACAAGUAAAGUUACUUCACGAUAAAGGUGUCCGUGUUGUAACAAUAAAUGUUGCCUACAAGAACACAAUGGACGUUCAUUAUCUCAACGUAUUGCACAAUAUUGCUUCCUCUGCAAAGGAUGUUUAUCCGAUGGACUUUCGUCGUGUCAGUAUGAUCUCACAGUCUCUGAAACAUAUUAAAUGCAAAAAUGAAAAGAAAAUCGUUCCUGAGCAAUGUUUUCUCAAAGCUCGUAGGGUGUACUUCAUGUUAGAUUCCUCACUUGGUCUGUCAAGAAGAGAACUGCCAUUUGUUGUGGGUUUUAUCGAGGACAUUGUCAGACAAUUCUAUAGAAAUCCAGACAAUAUUGAGAUUGGUCUGCUGCUUUACAGCGAUAGCAACAUGAAGUACGUUCUUCAUCUCAAGAAAUGGUCACUUCGGUACGUCCUGUUCAAGCUGCGAUAUUUAAAGUACCAAUAUCGCCAGGGAACAAGAAACUAUUUGGGUUAUGCGUUAAAGAGAGUUGUAAAGAAAAUGAACCAACAGCCGCUUGAUGUUAGAGAACGUGUGAUCGUUUUAAUCACACAUAGUCAGCCUGCCGAUCAGGAAAAAGCGUUCAAAAUGAGUGAAAGACUUCGCGACAAUAAUAUUCAACUUGUUACGGUCGUCAUGUACACAAAGAAGAGAUUGGCUAGUCUCAAUCCAUACUACAGAGCUUUGGCUGCAUCAAGAGCAAGUGCUCAUAGCGUUGAUAUCUACUCUCUUGUUACUCCAAGCAUGGACGUCGUUCUUGAUAUCUGCGAGUUUAAUUCGUGUCCUAAAGACACAACGAAAGAUUGCACACCAGAAAAACAAGAUGUCUUUAUGCUCAUCGAUGGUUCAAGAAGUAUAGGCCGUACUACUUUUCCUAAAUUAAGGCAAUUUGUACGCAAACUUGUGAACAAGUUGGACAUAUCCAGUGAGCGAACACGUGUGGGGAUAUUACAGGCUAGUGAUCGCGUAAAUACUCAAUACGAGAUGAAACUGGGCGAAUAUACGGAUGCUAAUGCAAUCAAAGGUGUGAUCAGUGAAAUGGGAUAUCACGAAGGAUCAACAUCUUAUAUUGGUAGAGGAUUAGAAAUGGCUAUGCUUGAUAAUCUUUUCAACUUUACCGGCAGCAAUUCACCACAAAGUAUUAACGGCAACAUUGACAGAGCAGACGCCGAAAAUAUUUUAAUGAUUUACUCCGACGGCCUGUUCCACGACGAGAGAUUGGCCAUGAGAAAUAUCGAGGCUCUCAAGAAACAUGGCGUUCGUAUUGUUGUGCUAGGACUGGGACCCCAAUCACGAAAGCGCCAGGCUAAGAAUUUCCUCGAAAGGGCCGCCUCGAGUCGAUCUGAUGUGUAUCUUGUAAAUUUAAACAAAGCCAGUUUGGAGGUCGAAGAAGAAUUAAAUGAAGUUGCACAACAUGUAACUACGUUGAAUUGUGUCAAUAUUUACAAACAGCCAGUGCAGUGUUCGCCAGAAUCUCUAGAUUUGUUUGUCCUCAUUGACGGAUCCAGGAGUGUCGGUUAUGAAAAUUUUGGUAAAGUAAAGAAGUUCUUAAAAAAAUUAUCUAAGGAAUUUCUCAUCGGUAAAAACAAUGCGCGUUUUGGUGUGAUGCAAUAUGGGCACAAAUCUAACCCAAGACAAGGUGUUACACGAAUAGAAUUUAACCUCACGCGAUAUAAAAGCAAUAAAGAAGUCUCUAAUGCAAUUAAAAAGAUGAAGUUUCUCGAUUCUGCCUAUACGCACACUGGUAACGCUUUGUCAAUCAUCAACAAAAAGAUAUUUAAUGGCAAAGAUGGUGAUCGUCCAAAGAUACCAAAUAUAUUGAUCCUGUUCACUGACGGAAUAGCUCAUGAUCACAGCUUAGCCGUAACUGAGGCGACUGAUAUUAAAAGUAAAGGCACUCGCAUCAUAACUAUUGCUGCAGGCAAGAAUGAAGUCAGAGACAGAGACAAUAUAUUUCAAAAAAUAAAGGAGCUUGCUUCCAAACCAGAAGAUGCGCACAGAUCAAAUUUUGAUAAACUAUCUGGUAUCGUGGAAGAUCUUGUUGAUGUCGUGUGCUCAUAGAUGUCCUUGUCGUAUUAUCAUAUAUACCUUUGUAAUAUGCUCCUUGUGCUCAUAGAUAUCCUUCUCGUAUUCUCAUAUAUACCUUUCUAAUGUGCUCUUUGUGCUCAUAGAUAUCCUUGUUGUAUUCUCUUAUAUACCUUUCUAAUAUGCUCCUUGUGCUCUCAGAUAUCCUUGUCGUAUUCUCAUAUACACCUCUCUAAUAAGCUCCUUGUGCUCACAGAUAUCCUUGUCGUAUUAUCAUAUAUACCUCUUUAAUAUGCUCCUUGUGCUCACAGAUAUCCUUGUCGUAUUCUCAUAUAAACCUCUUUAAUAUGCUCCUUGUGCUCACAGAUAUCCUUGUCGUAUUCUCAUAUAUACCUCUUUAAUAUGCUCCUUGUGCUCACAGAUAUCCUUAUCGUAUUCUCAUAUAAACCUCUUUAAUAUGCUCCUUGUGCUCACAGAUAUCCUUCUCGUAUUCUCAUAUAUACCUCUUUAAUAUGCUCCUUGUGCUCACAGAUAUCCUCGUAUUCUCAUAUAUACCUUUGUAGAAUGCUCAAUGAUCAUAGAUAUCUUUCUCUUAUGUUUGUAGGUACCUUUCUCCUGUGCUUGUAGAUUCCAUUGUCGUGUUUUUAUCAUAAUUGCUGUGCAAUGUAAAUUUUCAAAGCAAAUUUUCUACGUCAGUAUUGUAUUUUGAGGGGUUUUCUACUGAAUUAUCCAUUUUAUAUUCUUUUGAUAUAUGCUCUUAACACUUUACUGUUGCCUUCGUCAACCUGCUUUAGUCCUGUCAUAUGGAAAAUUUAGUUAUUAUUUUCAGUCAAUAUUAUCACUAGGGCAACAACUCGCGCACUGGCAACAUGGAUUUAUAAGACUGAGGUGAAAUUUCUGAAUAGUGUUAUUCAAGCGUUAUGAUAAAAUGGUAUAAAAUAAAUAUAUCAGAUAAAAGUGGAUUUUUCGUAAGAGUUGAACUUCAGGGUAUUUCCCAUGACGAGCACAGCCAUUUUAUGAUGACAAGAAUAAUGAUAUGUAUUAUGUAUAGUUACUCUAUAUAAUUAUUGAAGUUUAGAAUAUAAUUUGUCACUUGUGACUUUAAAAUCGUUCUACGAUUCAAUAUAUGCCAAAAUUCGGGCACUUUAA
Xenia sp. Carnegie-2017 is the source of this 5037-nucleotide messenger RNA. Its product is annotated as collagen alpha-3(VI) chain-like. Bases 91 to 3924 code for a protein of 1277 amino acids. The transcript has 13 exons. The record is from RefSeq and is a predicted model, not a curated record. Lineage: Eukaryota; Metazoa; Cnidaria; Anthozoa; Malacalcyonacea; Xeniidae.